Caenorhabditis remanei is the source of this 1662-nucleotide messenger RNA. RefSeq lists its product as uncharacterized. The coding region runs from base 1 to 1662 and encodes 553 amino acids. The record is from RefSeq and is a predicted model, not a curated record. The transcript has 5 exons. Gene Ontology annotation, molecular function: protein binding. NCBI's taxonomy places the organism in Eukaryota, Metazoa, Nematoda, Chromadorea, Rhabditida, Rhabditidae. Gene Ontology annotation, biological process: innate immune response.
AUGUCGACCACCUCUGCUCUCGAAUUCUCCAAUUUGCCUACCGAUGCAAUUGGGAAAAUCAUUGAGAAAUGUGAUCUCAAAGAGCAAUUGACUCUCCGAAAGGUGUCAAAAGACCUGCGUUCUCUUGUCGAUGAACAGAAAAGUGCAUACAAAUCGAUCGAGAUUGAUCUGAUGGAUUCGUGUAUCUUUUGUGUGUACAACAACAAAGAUGUUGUGUAUGCCAGCGAGAAUUGGGAUAAGAAUUACAUGCCUAUCGAAACCUCCGUCAUCAGAAACGAUGAUUAUGAGAAAAUGGCUUUGAAUGAUUUGUCGAUUGCACUGAAAAAUCCAAAAUUGCGAUUGGAUGAGCUGGAGCUGACAGUCUAUAACUCCCCUGAUAUGAUGAAUCGAUUCGGAUUGCUUCUGAAUAGUCUGAAUCAUCUAAUACACGUCAAAACAUUGAAAGUCCAUGUGGGAAAUCCGGAAUUUUUUCUCUCGAUUCUCCCCUUUCUCAAACCGAAAGUGCUUGCGAAUAUCGACAUUGACGGAGUAUACGAGGGUGACGAUUGGGCACUGGAAAAAGUCAGACAAGUCACGAGUCUGGAGCAAUGGAAGCAAGCGGAACAACUAACUGCUCAAUCUUCUUUCCACAACUUCCCAUCCGAAUUUCUUAUGCAUUUCAAACGUUUUGUUAUCUUAAAUUGGCUUGUCGACGAGACUUUCUUGAUAAAACUCAGAAAUUUAUUCUCCACGUCUAUCAACUUCGAGUCAUGCACUGUCGAUUCACCCAACGUCGACAACUUCUGUGAAUUCCUCCAAUCGUUCUGUGAGAAAGUGGAAUCGGAAGGAGAAGUCAUCUACCGCUUCAAAAUUCCUGAUGAGUCGAAUAAAAUUGAUGGAUACGAUGCAAUCAAAUUCAAGGAAUUUGAGUUCUGGUAUUAUCGAUUUUCACGUGGAGAAUUCGAUUUGGAUUACGAUGUUGGGUCGAUUAUCUCUGACCUCGAAUUAUCCAAUUUGCAUAAUGAUGCUAUCGAGAAAAUCAUUGAGAAAUGUGAUCUCAAAGAGCAAUUGACUCUCCGAAAAGUGUCGAAAGACCUGCGUUCUUUCGUUGAUAAACAGAAAAGUGCAUACAAAUCGAUCGAGAUUGAUCUGACAGGGAGCAUCUCUUGUGUGUACAACGGAAAUAGAGUUGUGUAUGAAGGCGAGAAUUGGGAAGUUGAUCUUCGUUUCGAUUAUGAGGACUCUUGCAUUCUCGCAAGCGAAGAUUACGUGAAAAUCGCUUCGAAUGAUUUGUCGUUUGCAUUGAAUAAUCCAAAAUUGCGAUUGGAUGACUUGGCAGUCAACUAUUAUUACAAUGAUGUAAUGAAUCUAUUCUAUUUGAAGAGUCUUCUGGAACAUAUGAAUCACCAAAUACACGUCAAAACUUUGAGACUCUAUGCGGGAUCCCCUGAAUAUCUUCUAUCGAUUCUUCCCUUUCUCAAACCGAAAGUGCUUGUAAAUAUCGAAAUUGACGGAUAUGACGAUCGUGACGAUGUAUCGAAAACAAUCGAGGAAAUCGGGAGUCUGGAGCAAUGGAAGCAAGCGGAACAACUCACUGCUCAAGAUUGGUUCGAAUACUUCCCAUCCGAAUGUCUCAUGCAUUUCAAACGACUGUGCCGUAUAUAUCCGAUUCUUUUCGAUUAA